AUGGCAGCGGCGAUGCGUCGGUACACUGCGCUGCGGCGCGGAUUAAGGCGUGCCACACCUAUACGCAUGCUACAUACUACUCUGCCUUUGCGGCAUGAGGGAAUUGACCGACCCAAGCCGGGCACGGGCAUCAAGAUCACGUUCCGCGACGCGAAUGGGGACAAUCUCAGAACUGUGGAAGCGAACGAGGGCGACGAUAUCCUCAGUAUUGCGCACGAGUACGAUAUCGACUUGGAAGGCGCAUGCGAGGGCUCAAUUGCAUGCUCGACGUGCCAUGUUAUCCUGGAAGAGGACGCAUACUACCAGCUGGACGAACCAGGUGACGAUGAGAAUGAUAUGCUGGAUCUCGCGUUUGGUUUGACCGAUACGUGCGUAGCGAGCGAGAUGGCUGACGGUAGCUCGCGGCUUGGGUGUCAAGUGAAAGUAAUGCGCGAGAUCGACGGGCUCGUAGUGCAGCUGCCUUCAGCGACACGCAACAUGUAUGUAGAUGGCGCAAAACCUGGACAUUAG
Molecule: messenger RNA, 510 nt
Organism: Malassezia vespertilionis
Lineage: Eukaryota; Fungi; Basidiomycota; Malasseziomycetes; Malasseziales; Malasseziaceae
Gene: YAH1
Product: mitochondrial matrix iron-sulfur protein
Exons: 4
Coding region: 1-510 (169 amino acids)
Biological process (GO): P450-containing electron transport chain; positive regulation of oxidoreductase activity
Cellular component (GO): mitochondrion
Molecular function (GO): 2 iron, 2 sulfur cluster binding
Source: RefSeq, a predicted model, not a curated record